Molecule: messenger RNA, 16099 nt
Organism: Pocillopora meandrina
Lineage: Eukaryota; Metazoa; Cnidaria; Anthozoa; Scleractinia; Pocilloporidae
Source: the annotation of a GenBank genome assembly
GGGCCUCUCCGGGCCACUUAAUCUUCAACCUGGCCAGGCUCCUAAGCUGUUAUGAUGUCGGAAAAAAUUGGGGUUGGCCAGAGAUAAAGGUGUAAAGAAAUUCAAAUUUCUACCCUAAUUUGCAUUGUUCGGCGGUGUUAAAACAACUUCUUGUGAAGGGUUAUGAGUCAUUUUUAGCGAAAAACCCUGAACAUUCCUCAUGACGUUUUACGACAAUUAUUACGAGGCCUCGGUGCCCGACCUCCCCGGCUACGAAUUUGUUUUAGAUGAUAGUCCAACAUGUCACCAAUCACUGAAAUACUGGACUGAUCGGGCUGCUGAGGUAAGGAAUUAACCGGGAUUUUUGCAUCAAAUCUGGGUCUUGCCUUCGGUGUGAAACGCAAUUUUUUCCGUUUUUGAUCUGAUAACCUGCUGCCAAUUAUGAUCAAACCUCUGACUUGUAAUUAUUAUGUGACUUCUAGCUUCCUUAUCACGACGCAUCGCCAAAUUCGAGUCUGUUGUAGUUGUGUUGAAUUUUUCAAACUGGUCCGGUUCAUAUAUUAUUGUAUGAGAUUUAUCGUGUUGGUAAAAUAACAAACACCACUUCUUUACUGAAAUGUCAGUUUAAAUUCAUCACAGCUGCGGUCCUCAAAUAUAUCAAGUCAUAUUAUAGUAUAGUCAUUUAUUUUUAAACUAACCCGGUAAUAGAACUUUAAAUAGUCACUCUUCUUUUCGAUGACAUAUGCAGUAUAUUAUCAGCUGUUUAUCAUCUCACUACCCCAAGGGCGAUAAAAUCCUUAUUGUUCUAUCUAGAAACUUUAAAAUCUUUUUAGCCCAAUUUUAACAGCCAACCUCGCGAUCGCUCUUAACAUACGCUGAUCGAUGGUCAGAUUUUAUGAAUUUGCCGAGAUUAGUUCAUUACAUUUUCCUCUUGAUAUUCACCAUAUUCCCAAAAAUGUUUGAUGAACUCCCAAAAAAUUGAGGUCAGUAGUGAUAUAUAACCAAUAAAUGGUUCAGUAGAUUCAAUUUCUUAAAAAUUGCUUGAAAUUUUAUCUUUGAAAUAUCAAAUCGCUCAAUAUGCUCGAGUUAGUUCCUCAGAAAACUAGUUGGUUUAAGAGCCAGCUAGUCACUUAGUGCAACACCAACUGGGACCUUUUUCUGAAAAGACUCAGUAUCUUUGUGGACCUGAGGCAAUACGUUAAAACAUUCACCUUAGGAAUAGUGGUGUGAGCCUUGCUGAAAAACUAGCCCAUUCUGUUUUGGUUUCUGAUACUUGCAUUUUUUUAAUUUCAAAAUUACUACAGGUAAUACCAUGAAUCCUGAAUGAAAACACAGCAAAGAAAAAAACGGCCUUUCAGUACAGCCUACCACCAUGAUCUUUGAGAAAUGGGCUCUUGAGCACUAAUAUAGUAAUUAAUAUACCACUUAAGAGCUCUGAGUGGUUUAAUACAAUGGAUUAUGAUUUUGGAAUCUGACUCUUAACCCUUUUACUCCAAAGAGUGACUGGCAUCUAAUUUCUCCCUACAACGUCACUUCUGAAUCAAGAAUUAAGGUCAUGAGAAUAUAGGAAAUGAUCACCAAUUGAAGAAGCUCUAGUAUUUUAAAUAAAAUUCUGCCUAAACGGCUUAGAAUAUAUGAAAGUUAUAUAUUUGAACUGCAGAUAAAGACGUGAAUGAAAGUGAUCCUUGCAGCAAUAAGAAAAGUUGUUUUUCUUUUACUUUGCAAUCAUCCUUUUAAUUACAUCUGUUGUUUGUUCAUGCAUUAGGUGAGUCCUGCUCUAUUGAAACUCACUGGCUCAGUAGAGUCAUACUUCAGUACUGGAAUGCAGCACAGUAAAGCAGCAGCUGGGUUUGGUAGUGCUCUGGUAGAUGUCGCCAAGUCAGUGGAGAAUGAUAAAGACAUCAGUGAACCAAUAAUGAAGGUAAUGUCACAGAUCAUUUGCCAAGUAGUUUAACCCUUUAGCUCCCUGAUCAAAUGUGUAAUUCUCCUUACUGUCAACCGUACAAUUCUUACAAUGUUAGUUCACAGAAUUUUGUAUUGGAUCAACUAAUAAUCCCCAAAUUGAUCCUUUUCUUUAUUCACAUCACUAAUCUAGUUGAUAUUGUAUUGAUAUUGUUAGAAGAAAUUCUGUCCUGGUCACUUAUGGGAGAUAACAUGUUAAUAAAGUUAGCUUCCUGAUAAGUUCUUAUUGGUUGUAGACUCACAUGUGUGCAUGAGAGAGGAGCAGAAUUCCUAUCACUGUUGCAGCAUUAUAUGUUUUAGUCUCUCCUUGUUUCUCCGAAAUUAUACUGUUACUAAAAUCUAUAUACUUUAGUUAUAUUAACUACAUAGCAUUGAAAUUUGAUAUCAAAUGUUUGUUCAAGUCUCUUAAUUCUAAUAUAUAAAAUCUGUUUACAAAAUUAAAAGUGUUAUUAGGUUUGUGUGCGUAUGGAACAUUAUUUCUAUUAAUGUAACUGCAUUAUAUUUUGAGGUCUUUUCUCUAUUAGCCCAAAUUACAUUGUUCUUAAAUUUUUUAAGCAAAAAUGUUGGUGGAAUUAAAUAAUCACAUUAUUAAGUUAGUUUGUGUGUGUGUGUGUGUGUAUGUUGGCAUAAUUCCUAUCUUUGUAGCAGCAGUAUAAUUUAAGAUCUGUUCUUAUUUUCCUCUAAUUACACUGCUGUUGAAAUCUUAAACCGUUAAACUCCCAAGAUCUAAUUGUUCAUUCUCCUCUCUUUCUGCUACACAUUGCCUUGUGAAUUAGUUAUGAGAAUUUGGUUUUAGAUCAAGAUAACUACUUGUACCUGAUAAGUUUGAGUAUUCUCAUUAUCUGUUUGCCAGAUAGUGUAUGGAUAUUAUCAAUCACUUCUGGGAGUCACAGAAAGGGUUAAUAAAAAAUAUAUGCCAAUUGAAAGUAACUACAUACAUUAUCAAGUUUUAAUAUUGAAAAAUAAUCACAUCUGUCUUCAGUUUGCAGACAUGUUGCAGAGAAUAGAAUGCUACAAGGACAUGUUCCUGAGUCAAACUCAGCUUCUGACUCUGCAGCCAUUAGCAGCUCUUACCAAGGAAUUUGAGAAAGCUAAGGUAGGAUAAUUCAUCCAUAAAGGAAUUGUUCAAAAUCUUACAAAGCACUUUACCUCAUGUGGUUAAAUAUUUGAUGGCCUUGCACAACUUAUAACCAGGUUUUAGUGACUUUCCCUUUUUAUGUUUCACUAAGGCACUAAAAUGUACCCUGUGAUGUAAUUUUUGAUUUAGGACCUUCAGUCUCAAAUGCAAAAAGCCAGAGAUGGGCUGCACAUGGCUUGGGAAAAGCAUUCCAACCUUGCACACCUCAGCAACUUGCAAGAGGUAUGGAAUAUUCAUAACAGACUGAGAGAUUAUUUUUUUACUUAAAAAAAACUUCCUGUGAAAAGUUCAAUUCUAAAGCGAUCCUGUAGUCAUCGUACAUCUUUCAAAAGGGCAUUUCCAGUGUUUCUGCAUAGGCACUGACUUCCAGGUUCUAACUUUCAAAAAACUGCAUGGCCUCUGGGGACGAAGAUAAGAUAUUUACAGCCCUCAAAAGAAAACAGAGGACAAUCAUAUGUCCUUUGUAAUUAGUCAAAGCCUUUAUGAAAAGACUUUCAAAGAGAAGCUUUAUAUGAACACAGAUGUGGCAAACAAGUGAAAUAUUACAACUGUUAAUGACUAUUGCAUCAUUUCCAUUUUGGAUGCUCAAGUGAAAGCCAAUACUGCAGCCUCUUUUUUUUCUUUGUUUUAAUCCUUAAAAGUCAGAGCGGAUCAUACUUAUCUUUCCAAGAAAAAAAACAAUCUUUAAAAUUUGCCAAGGCAACAACUUUGCAUAUGAGAUAAUAAAAUUAAUUUCGCCAACUGACAGAGUCUACAUUAUUUUUAUUUAUGUCAUGUGAAACAACAAUUCAUGGAGAUCAACUAUUACAAAAUUAAUUCUUGUCUUGUUCUCUUUCAGCCUGGUGUAGUCGACCGGCUUGCUCAUGGUAUGCUACAUGCCAGACAUAAUUACCAGCGAAUUCUUCUCAAGUAUGUGUCAACACUGAGAGAUAUUCACACUUUAAAGAAGGUAAGCCUGAUGUGUUUCACUGGGUGAUUUGAAAUGUGGUAGAGGCAAACAAUUACUAACCAGUGUAUUGUAAACAUAACUUAUCUUCUAGUGAGCAAAAAAUGGAUAUCAUACUUUCAGGUGUUAAAUAACGUUGUGUGUUAUUGUAGAAAUUAAUUGACAUGUACCAUUUCUUUUGGUUUGUUUUGCAGGUGAUUAUUCUUCAAAAAGUUUUAGAACACAUGCUUGCCCAGUUCUCUUUCUUCAAUUUUGCGUACCAGGUAUUGCAUUGUAAAUAUUAAACUUGUGACUGCUUUUAAGUGUACUGUAUUUUCUUUGUAAAGCAAGUAUUGGCUUUUGUUUUUUAUAAAAAAGUUUGAUAGAAUCUUAAUUAUGACAUAAUGUAGACUGGGUCAUAUACUAUUCUAAGAAACUUUUUUUUUCAGACAUUGAAAGAUGUAGAGCCAUAUAUGAAUGAUCUUUUCCAAGAACUGCAAAACACACAUGCCAAACUAGAGGUAAGUUGGAUUGACAGAUUCUCUGAUCUGGGAACAUUACAAAAUUAAUUGGAACUAGAGCGACAGAAAACUGUUCAUGUUGUGUGUCAUGUUAAAUGUGUCCCACUACCAGACAUUUUUCACUUACAAUAUCUCAAUUCUGGUUACUAUCUGGUAGAAAUCUCUUACAAUGUUAAUUCUGAGAAUUUGACUUUAAAAAUCAAUCAUUGCCUUUGAAUUAAUAACCCUCUCUCAAUAUGCUCUCUGUUAUUGUCAUUGUCUGCAAUUGAUUAACAUUAAGGUGGCAUUGAAAGAAGACAUCCUCUAUCUAUUACUCCUAGAAGCAAAAGGGUCAAUGAGUGUUGUAACUCACAUUUGAUAACUAAAUGAGUUACUCUCUCCAGGAAAAUCUACAGAAUGAUGAGGAUAUUCAGGCAGCUAGUGAAGCAGAUAUUCUCACUCUAUAUCAGAAGGAUGCCCAGUCAUUUGCAGAACCACAGACCACUGUUCUUGGGUAAUUUAAACCUCAGUUAUUUUACACAGUUAGUUCAGGUGACUAAAUCCAGCCUUGCUGCCCUGUAGAUUAGUGUGUAAAUUAUUUACAUUGCAUCUCAGUUUUCCAGAGAUUAGCAAACUUCAUGGGUGUGAUCAUUCACUGAUAAAAGAGUGCACAUUAACUGUAUUUUUGUGAUCAAUGGUACUCUUAUCUCAAAUGUGAUUUAUUUUAGGUCUGCAGCACUGGGCCAUUCUGUCAACACUGUGAAUACACAAGCUGGGAAAUUCUUCAACAGAAUUGGGGAUUUGAUUCAAGGUAGUAUGGAAUGUGUAAUAAAUGGCACACUCUUUGCUCCCUAAAACUGUUGUAUGUUAUUAUCUAAAUUGCUUUCCAGAAUAAAACCUUUCGGACAUCUUUGUCAAUAACUAAGUGUAUACAAUGGGUCUUAACACAUUUAAUCUCAAUUAAAUUUUCCCUUCUGAUUUCAACUAAAAUGUAUUAGCAUCAAGAUGGAAAUGUUACAUUCCUUGCCCUAUAGACUGACUUAUCUUCUCUGCUCCUCCAUGAAUACUGCCAUUAUGAUUCGAUAGUGAUCAAGAUUAACUGAUUUUGUGUUGCAAGUUUCAGUACAUGAAUCCUCCUAUCCAGUAACUUUUUGAUAAUUGAAAUUUGUCAUGUAAGCAAUAAAACAGUUUUGAAUAGGCUUGUUGUACAGCUGUAAGAAUUAUUUAUAGGUUUGAGCAGCUAAAUCUUUGGCUAUAAACUUUCCUUGUGAAUUGAACUAUUUCUUGAAUGUAAAUACAAAUUUUAUAUUAAGAUUUUAAAUUAUUGAUCAGUAAUUUUGACUCGUAGGAUCCAAGAAAUAUGGCAAAGAUCACCCACGUCAGGUAUGGGAACUUCCCUCCUCUCUUCUUCUCCUCAAGAAAUAGAAAGAACAUGCACUGGGAUUUUUGUGAAAUGUUACUCAUUGGUUGUUUAUCUAGAAAAUUUUCCAAGUUCCUACUGAAGACAAUUUAUUGUUUAAAGCCUCACCCAAUGAGAAGGCACUUGCUUUUUGGUUUUGGCUGAAUGUAUCAGUCAAGGAUACUACUAUUUGCUCAGAAUGUUUUUUCUAUUGGAACUUCUCUGGAAACUUUCCAAAUAUUUUGUAACAAGUAUGUUCCAAGAAGAAAUUUAGCUUUUGAGUUACUUCUUCUGAAGGUAGAUCUGACCUCCUUAAGUUCACAAAUUGUUUAGAGUUGCAAGCUUUGUGGAGCUCACUGGAUCUGCAAAGGAGAGAGAGUUAUCCAACAUAGACUGCUCAAGAAGUAAACUAAAAAGAACUAUUCCUCUAAGAAUGUAUUAGACAUGUAUCCAAUUGUAAUAUGUAUUGAGCCAACCUACUUGUUUCAAGAUCUCCCUUGAGGCAGUUUUUAGUUUCAAUUGUUAACUGAUUCAUCAUAACGUACUAAAUUAAUUUCUUGGGGGCAGGGGUCCCCAUAAUAUGAACCCUUCAGCUCCUCUAUAGCAUUUUGAUUGUUUGUAUUCCUAAACUGGAACUUCCUCUAGCUAGAAUGAUUAGGAAAAGCAUUUAGAUUUCAUGUUGCUCUUUGACCAGACACCCAUUCAUCUAUCUUGGUUGUUUAACUUGUUUUAGGAUCAGGAAUGGGAGGUGGUUGAAAAACCUAAGCUGUCAUCAUCUCCACAAGUCACCAGAAAGAAUGAUGUGUCGUCGUCUUCAGAGGGAAAACCCCAACCUGAGCGGCCAAGUAGUCUGCCAUCCUCACCAGUCAAGAAAAAGGAGGGUUCAUCAACCAGUCCUGAAGGUGUGUACAGGAAGAUAUUCGGCUGGAAAUCCUUUAUAAGUUUGUUUAUCUUUAACUUGGUAAACUUCCUUUUUAUGAUGAUGAUUGACAUGUUGAGAGUCCUUAGAUAAUCCACUAAAGACAGGGCAUUUUGUUUGCUAAUUUUCUUAAAACAUGUUGCAUUAUUGUUUGUCUGCAAACAUUUUUUUUUAGACAACUUUGGCCUUAGCUUUCUAUGUACAAUAGAAAUCUGUAAAAUUGUACAUCAGUUCACCACUAGUUUAAGAUUGUAAGACAAAUAGGAAGCUUAAUUUUAAUACCUUUACACAAUUGUUGCAAUGGUACUUGUGACAAAAAAAUUGCGGCUGGUGUGAUGGUGUGAUCCAUUUUGACUUAGAGAUGCAUUAUUUGGCAGAUUUUCUGUAUUAAGAGGCAUUGAACAGAAAUAAUUAAUUUAAAUCAACUAGUCUGGGUUGGAGAGGUAGUCAACAUCAUUGCAUUGUGCUCUUAGUAAAUCCUUUAACUCCCAAGAUCUGAUUUUAAAUUCUCGUCUCUAGCUCCUACACAUUUCUUUGAAAAUAAGUGACUAGAAUUUGGUGUUAGAUCAAGAAAACAACUUCUGCCUGAGAAAUUUACGUAUUCUCAUUACCUGUCUAGGGGAUCAUGUAUGGAUAUUACAGGGAGAAGUUACAUGUUAAUCACUUCUGGGAGUUAAAGGGUUAAGUAUCUUGCUCAAGAACCCAUGACAAUGAUUUUGGCCGUGGCUGGAAAGCAGACCUUUUGAUUAGGAGUCCAGCUUACUUCCAUAAGGCUACUGUGACUCUCAUUGCAUUCUGGGGCAAGACACUUUCAUCAGUAGCUCUUCUCUCAUAUAGAGUGUAAAUGGUCCCCUGUAGCUGCAUGGUGAAAGAGCUAGGGUAGCUGCUACUCAAAUUUAUCUAGGAAAGAUUAGACAGUAUGAAUCCCAGAAGAGAAGGUAUUCUUGACUCUUAAUUUGUAUCUCAGGUACAGAUGAUGCACAAGAUAAGGUCAUUAAAGUUGUACCAGAUGAUCUUCUCAGUCCAAGUUCUAAAGUUGCACCACAGGACAAAAAUGCUGAGCAAACACAAUCAGAUGAAUCAAGAUCUAUCGAGUAAUGACCCAAUUUGCAUUUAUUUAUCAACUCAGUUGAUUAAACCAAAUUAUUUUGUAAUACCCCACCAAUGCAGAACCAUAAUUUUGUUAGAAACUCACCCCUCUAGAAUCAGGUAACAAUUUUAUGUAUUUAAUGGUUUGUGAUGCUGCAGUUUAUAAUGAUUAAUUAAUUUACAAGAAUUCAAAGCUAAACAGACUUAUGACAUAUGAUUUUUUCAGUAAUUCUUUCAAAUGUCUUUGUUUCAGAGUAUCAACAAGGGAAGGAACUCAAGUGACAUCUUCAUGUGGAUGGGAGCAGUGCAAGAGAGGCUAUCUUCGGAUAAAACAGAAAGGCUUUCCCAAGUCAAGAUGGCCUCUUCUGGUAGGAAUUUUUCAAAGUCCUCAAGGGCUCCCCCACUGUUUUAUUCUGCAUACAAGUAUCUACCAACAUUUAUAAACAAAUCUGGUUCCAAAACUUAUUAGCUAAACCAAAUCAGUGGCUCCAUGGAGCUACUUCAUGGUAUGUUUUAAUUUUUCAAUAAAGGGAGAACUUUAUCACUUUGCCAUUUACCUUCUCAUAGCAUUAAAGUAAGAUUCAUGCAUCCAAACCAGGAGUGAAAAUAGCUCACAAGCACACUUGGUAAUUGCGUGACAAAAAGAGAGGUCAAAUCCAAUGAAAUUUAUAAGACCUCAAAACAUGGUAAAUCAGCUGAAUGAAAUCUGUAAAACGUCAAAGCAUUGUAAAUCAAAACAGAUACACAAAAAUCAACUUGAAGUGCAGCAGGACAAAGAGAUUAUUCCAUGGAAAGUGCAUACAAACAAUUUUUAUCCAUGAGUUGCAAUGCAUCAAAAAAGGAACGAGUGAGCCUAGCAAAUAAAUGAGUUUUAUGAUGCAUUGCAAGGAGUGACACAAAUCAUUUGUGUGCACUUUUCAUGGUAUGAUGUUUUGAUUUUGUACAUAAUGAGAUUUUUUUCACAUUUCAAUUCACAUUUUUGCCUUUGCCCCAUCCCUCAGAUUUAUGAACGGAAGAUAAUAGUACAUAUUUGGGGACAGAAACAGACCCAGGAGGGAAGGCUGGGGAUUACUCAUUUAAUCCAAGUUUUAAUGCCUAAAUUAAUUGUCUAACAGUUGUGGAGAUCAGAGUAUGAAGUGAUUGAGUGAGUGAGCGAGCGAAUUCUAGGUCCAUGAGGUAAAAAGCAGUAUUAUUGAUAAUCACAUAGCAUAGAUCAUUUGUAAGUUUUAAUUGUGUUCCUAAUAAGUUUUCUAUCUUUUAUCAGUACUUCAUUGUAGACCAAAAGGAUGGAAGACUUUUGGCUCAGGGUCAAGAGCAGAUCAGUCCAUCUGUUAUGGAGAAUCUGCUGCUUUGUACAGUAAAGUUUUGUACUGCAGGAGAUGCUGACAGAAAUAACUGUUUUCAGGUGACUAACAUAUUUGUAGUAAUAGACAUGAGAAACUUAAUAUGCACUCCUGACUGGCUGAAAACGAGUGCAUUUUUCCUGUAACACAAGUGCAAAGUUGUGACACAAGAGCAAAUUAUAAAUAGCAUGUGCACACUGUCAAAAUUUUGUCUGCCUUGGGUUUUUGUGGUGCUUUUUUCAUGCAAGUUAUUGACAAGUAUCAACAUGGUUUUGAGUGCAAUGUGGUGUAAAUAAGCAGUUGUACAAUAUUGAAGAGUACAAAUUGCACUUGCCCUUUGGGCUUGUGUGAUGUUGUUGUCUUUUAAAAAAUUCACCUGUGCUUAUUUACACCAAAUUGCACUUGAAAUCAUGUUAUUACCUAUUAAUAAUACUUAAUAUUAAAAAAGGCUUUCCUUUUUUUUUAAAGAAAAGAAAGAAAGAAGGAAACCCUCGGCAUUUCUCCUGAUUUAUAUUUUCAUCUCUGCAGCUCAUUUCUCCAAGCAGUGAAAGAAUAUUCCAGGCAGUAACAGAUCAAGAAGUACAAGAGUGGGUGACAGCCAUUCAGGCAAGUCAAUGUUUUGUGCUCAUGGGUUUUUUUACAUUUUUAAAUGAUUUUAUUGAAAUGUUUGAUUCGAUCAGUUUUGUGAGCUCACAAUGUAGGGGUUUUUAAUUUGAAUAUGAUAUUAAUCCAACUCAUUCAAGCUCAAGCUGAAGUUGAGCUCAAGUUGAAGCUGAGCUGAGCUGAGCUCAAGUUGAAUACCCUUACAUGUACAUGAUGGUUGUGUUGGAGGUAAAGGGGGAGAUUGCUGAAGGCACAGUACAGAUCAAGUGCUCGCAAGCUUGUUAAUUGAUAUAAGCACUUUUAACUGAGAAACAAAGCUAACCAAAAUGUCUUCUUUGUUUUGACUGUCUUCUGCCACUUUUUGUGACUUCAUCCCCAACAUGUAAGUCCACUCCAAGCACUUUUUUCUUGCGCAGGAUCAAAGCAGGCAAUCCAAGGCCUUCUUGCCUACUUUGGUAACCAAUUAGAACACAGGAUUUGCUUCAUAUUGUCCACAGCUGUAUAGUAAAAUUAGUUAUUGCUUUUUAACUAUCUUUCUUUUAACUUUUUACUUUUGGUCAAUAUUUCUUUUUUUUCACUAGAAAGCGACAGCUGAUGCAUUAAGAAAUUCAAAAGCAAAAUUACAGGUAAGUACAACCAGUGUGAUACAUGAACCAAGGAGUAUUAGAUGAUCAUGAAGUCUGAGUAUUUCCUAGGAGGACUGUUGCCAGCAAUACUGACCAACAAUUCAUCAACCUGAGUGUGAUUAAGUCAUAAUCAGGGUCAAGAAAGGAGUUUUCAACACCCAAGAGUUAUAAAAGUUAGUCUGAUUGGUCAGUUUUGCCAUUAUACAAGCUGUGCUAUCAUUGGCUGUACAAUAUCUGUUAAUUUGUAUCUGCCAAGAAGAAUGCAUUCAUAUCUGCAAGUACAAAUUAUCAUGAUAAUACAAAAGAAUAUCAACUCAAAUUUUUACACAUGUACUCAGCCAGUUGUCUAUUUUUCUUCCAUCAGUCUCUUGCCAGAUCACAAGUAGACAGAUCUAGCCAGUCAGCCAAUGCAAAUAAAGUAUAUGCAGUUGAUGCAUCAGAGAGAAUAAGAAAAGUAGAUGGAAAUUCAUAUUGUGCAGACUGUUCAACCCCAAGUAAGGAGUAUUCAUUUACUUGAUUGGAUGACAAAGUUCUACUUCCUCCUUGUACCAUUUUUGUAUAUAAUUAUAACUAAUUGGUUGGGAAAAACUUUUUUAUGACGUGUUUCAUCUUAGGUAAGACUUAUCACAAGGCUACUGUGUCUCUCACUAGCAAGAAACUUUCAUUAUCAGUGGCUCUACGUGAUCUGAUGACCAGUUUCAUUCUCCUUCUUGCAUCAUUUUUGUUUUUUGUAUCUAAGUGAUGCAGAGAAACUGCAUGGCACAUGUGAAAAAGAAAUCUCUUUUGUUACUUUGUUGAUACAGAAUGCAUUUCAAGGAGAUAUAGGAAAAUGAAUCUUGUCUUGAAGGGUAGCUUUGAAUUUUUUUUUAGAUUAUUUGAAAAUUCAAGGCAGAAUGUCAUCAAACUGUGGAUGAGUGAGGAAUGAUACCAAAUUAAAGCCAAAACUCCUUGAAUUUAUUCUGACGAAAUGAAGUAAUUUCUUCGAUUCAGUCACUUUCUUCAAAGUGAGCUGUGAGUUUUUUCACCUUUAUCCUGGUCAAUCAAAAAUAACUAAAGCCAAUUUUUAAUUUUUUUUUUCUUUUUUCAGGACCAGACUGGGCAAGUAUAAACCUUGGAAUCUUAGUUUGCAUUGAAUGUUCUGGAAUCCAUCGCAGCUUGGGAGUGCAUGUGUCUAAAGUAAGGUCACUGACAUUAGACAAAUGGGAGGAGCAAACUGUCAAGGUAUAAUUCAAUGCAAAUAAUGAUUAAUUUAUGGCAAGGUAGUCCUGAGGUAAAUCCAAGCAAUCUGAUUGGUUCGUGCUUGGUCCCUAUUUUGCCAUUUGGACCAUUUCCACAGAAAUGUUCUUGAGCCAUGUAUUUUUGUUUGCAAAAGCCAGCAAAAUCAGAAUGAACAAGUUUGGCCCUAGUACCAUAUAAUAAACAACCAGUCCUCACUAACCUUGCUUGCUGGAGCUGUACAGGGGAAUAUUGACCCUUUUCCUUUUUUAUGGACAGAGCACAACUCAGUCCAUACUGCCACAAUCCCUGGCUAAUAUUCCCCAGGGAGCCCUCUUAGUAAGUAAGAAGUUAAUGUUUUAAAAUCAGUGUCAAUAAAACACACACCCACUUAAGCUAGUUAACAGCUCUCUCUAUCCUUUUGUUGGUGGAAUAAGCCAUAUUAGAGGUUUUGAAAAAAGUGUAAAGGUCAAAUUGAAAUCACUUGUCCCUGGCUUGUUAUUCACUGAUUUUUCUUUCGAUUCUUUCUUCCUGCAUGGUUUAUUACCUUUUUGUAUCAACCUUUGCCACCCCCCUCCCUAAACUAAUGGUUGUCUCAAUUAAUUGUUGACUUUUUAUUUUUUUUAGUUUAUGGAAGGAAUGGGUAACAGCAAAGUGAAUAGAAUAUAUGAAGGCAAGCUUGGAGAAUAUAAAAAACCCACUAGAGAUUGUGCAAAGUAAGCUUUAUUUAUAGGAUAUUGUACACAUAAGAAGGAAAAGGCUCAAAAUAUACAAAAAAGCAGUGUUCUUACAUAUUUCAAGAUGGAGUAACUUUUCAAACCAGUAGAGCAAUCCUUAAAUCUGUCAAAUUUUCAUGAAUUCCAAGAGAUUUUGGGCAAUAAAAAGAGGUUGUUGAGGUGCUAGUCUUUACUGGUUACUGCCUUAAAAGGAGAACACUGAAAAAGAAGAAUUUUCAUUUACUGAUAUACUGCACAGACUGAAAAGUAAAGCUUGUUAUUAUAAUUACAUAAAUUAUAUGACACUCAAGAGUUUUUCCAGAAGCUUCAGCAGCAGGCCUUUUCACCAACUUCUCUCUUCUUCAGUGUGGGUUAUUUUCAUAAUACAAAACAGUAAAACAGCCAGGUCUUGAUCUUAAAUUAAUUCUAACCUUUGCUCACUAGAGUUUUCCUAUUUUUAGCUGUUAAAAAUAUUUCUGGAGAACACUGUUCACUGAAACAUGUAUUAGAGGGACACCUUGCAAAAAGUGCACAUUAGCAAGGGUAUUGGGAGUGUUUGCUUUAUGAGGUUUCACUGUUGUUAUUAAUAGUAAUAUAUAACUUACUUUGAAUCUUUGCAGGGAGGAAAGGCAGGAGUUUAUUCGUUUGAAGUACAUUGACCGACAAUUUUCCAUUCCUGAGGACAAUUCAGAUAAGGAAGUCUUAGAGGUGAUGAAAAACAGACCACCGGGAGAAGGCGAAGAUGAACUUUUUAAUGAUUCUGCAGAGGUAUAAAGACACUGAUAAGGAAGCUUUCAUUAAAAUGCCACAACCACUAGCAGAUAAGUAGUUAAGACAUGUUACCAUGACAACAGAAAAUUGUCCAUCAUGUGAUCCAACUGAAUACAUUUCUGCUCAGCAGCAGUAUCAUGUACUAAUGGACAACAUCGAAUCUGAGAAGGGUGUAGCUUUUGUUUUUUGUUGUUUUUUUUUUUUGUACCAAAUUUCUUCUUGGCUAUCUGGUGACGUCUGUAAAUGCCCUUUUUGCUCAAGGUGCCUCAACAUUUUUGUAACUGAUUGUAGCAUUUCAUUUAGAGAAUGGACUAUAUACAUGGUCUCUAAAAAUGCGAACUUGAUAAAUACAAAUUGGGUCACUGUUUAACGCUACCCGAGGGAGUUGAUCUAAUUGCUAAGCUUUUUUAGUACAGUUGUAUAACUUUGCAGUAACUUACAUGGACCUGUGUUUAUCAUGCUUUACUUUACUGUAGUUCCUCGACUUUCUACAAGAGAGAAGCCUUCAUGGAGCUAGUCCAGUCUGCCUUGUGGAAGACUGUAAGGUAUUUUGUUUCAGCUCUGAAAAAUGAUCAUACAUUUAUGUUCAAAAAGGAACAUGUAUUAUGAGCAAAUGCAAAAAGGUAACUUGACAUGAAACAUCAAGUUGUACAGCUUACUAUUUACACUUAAUAACCCACUAGCACAAUGAUUCCUGACGCUAGAACUUUUUCCUGCAAAACAAACAUUUGGUUAGGAAGCAAAAGUUAGCUUACCUGUUAAAUUUGAAGGAGAAUUCUCUUAAGCCAGCCUCCCUAAGAAGCCCCCCUAUCUAGAAAGUCUUAGAUUUUCACCUAGAAAAGUUCACAUUGUCUGUGGUAUUCUGUAAAUAUAGAAAAUUGACACGUCACAUUUUGGCCAUCAGUAAGUUGUAACCCUUUAACUCCCAUGAUCUGAUGGUUAAGUCACCCCUCUAGCUGCUACACAUUUCCUAAGUUAAUUGGUUCUGAGAAUUUGGUGUAAGAUCAAAAUAAAAGCAUCAACCUGAUAAGUUUGAGUAUUCUCAUUGCUUGUUUGCUGGAUACCGGUUAUGUAUCGAUAUCAGUGGAAGCAGUUCCAUAUGUAAAUCAUACUGGGUUAAAGGGUUAAAUAAGCCCCCCCUCUAACGAGCCUCUCUUAAACAAGCCACCCUCUCUUGGUAGUGAGCCCUUGAAAUUGAUAAGCACCCCCACUGCCCCCCCAAGGCUAAGUGGAGUGCCAUUGGCAAUCUUGGUCUUUUCAUGUGAUGACAGCCAGGAUAAGCUCUGGUAAAUAUUUGCCUCUACGCUUUUAAGCCAUACCUUUUAAUAUACCUGAUGUUUGGAGGAAAUGAAGAGUCACACUAUUCACUGUCUCAAAGGGAAACUUAAACCCACAAAAAUUGAUGACUUUUUUUUGCUAUAGGAAUGUCCCACAUCCUCUUGUAUCCAUAAAGGAAAGUUUGCCUCAUCUCAGCUGAUUGUCUCACCUGAAGAAGGAGAAGAAAGUGAAUGUUAGAAUACAAUGAAAAUUAUGGACUAAUGCAAGAUGCUGUGAUAACUAUAAUGUUAUUUAAUGAUUUGUGUCAUUGACCUGUGCUAAGAAAUGAAGGUGUCAUUGAAAUGUAAUAAUCAAAUGUCAAGGGUACAUCACUAACAUUGAACUUCAUGAAUAAUUCAAACCAGUGAAAUGUGUUGGUGUGACAAAAGUGUCACAUAAUGUCACACAAGGUCACACCAUUUGUGUCAUAAUAUUGUGUGAGAAAUGAAGGUGAUUGUAUUCAAUUAGUAACUGUUCUCUGUAGUAACUUGGCUUAAGUACCUAGUGUUGCAGUAUGAUGAGAAUUAUGAAAUUAUUUCAUCAUGAAAUUAUGGUUAUAGUACAGUCUGAUGUGCAGCAAAGUUUAGAUACUCUGGUUUGCCUUGACCUCUGUUGACUACUUGACAAGCUAAACUUAGGAAUUGGAAAGAAAAAAAAAAGAGAAUGCUGGAAGAGUUCUGUACAGAAAAAAGGAUCAUUAAAUGCUAUAGCAUAUAAGCUAUCAAACUGAAUUCAGAAAGAGGCAUAAGUCAACACCAUUUCUUUCCUCAAAGUCAGGAAUGUUCUUGAAGUAAUAACUGUGCAAAUUGUUGAGAAUGACAAAUGUGUGAUUCAGAUAUGGUCAUUUUGUUGUAUUUAAUAUAUGUAAAAAUUAAAAUAAAGUAUAUUCCACCCUACAGGGUGUUAAUCUUAAGUAUUGUAACAUACCCAUGAAUUAGGGUAAGAGACCAUUUUUCUGUUGAUAAAAUGUAGGAUCUGAUGUGUAAAGUGAUAGGUUACAAAAAUCAAGCUUGGAAUAUUUUUUAAAAAAUUGUCAUGACCAGAGAAGGAUAGCAGACUGCUGCAACAUCCAUGAAGCACAUUUGCUUUCAAUGCAGUUUUUAUUGGGAAAAUCAGUUCUUUUCUCCCUGCUUGAGUGCAACAUUUCAACCCAGCUAUUAUCAGAAUGAGUCCUUAAAAAUCAGGGGUUUCAAUCAGGAGUGUAAUUAGGCCCCUUUCUCCUAUUAGGGUUUGGGGAAGGCUUCCCCCAGUAAAAUUUGAAACCUAGAAGCUUAGAAAUUUAAUUUACAGCAUCUAAGAGUGAUUGCAGGGUAAACAUAUGGCAGUAAGAGGUCUUACAGGCAGUGGUAGACUGUCAGUAAUUGAAUGUAAUUGAAACUUGUUUAGAAUCUGGAGGUAUUUAAUAGAUAGCCUCUGUAGUGGUAUUGUUUAUUUUGAUAAAUUAAUUUGAUUGGGUACAAUGCGACUAUGCCUCGUGGCUGAUUGGCUUGAGUUAAUUAAAGGGAAAGGAAUGUUGUGACUAAGGAAGUUCACGGAUUCUUUUGGGAAGAAGGGGAUUGACUUAUUAAGUCUUAAAGAAUCUUCAAGCAGCAGGGGC